This is a messenger RNA of Desarmillaria tabescens, 449 nucleotides long. RefSeq lists its product as uncharacterized. The transcript has 2 exons. The record is from RefSeq and is a predicted model, not a curated record. NCBI's taxonomy places the organism in Eukaryota, Fungi, Basidiomycota, Agaricomycetes, Agaricales, Physalacriaceae. The coding region runs from base 156 to 386 and encodes 76 amino acids.
CGUCUUACACGGCGUCGAAGCGACGCCGUCAUCGUGCCCAGCGACGUCGAUUUUGGGUGGAUGUAAUUGAGUUGCCCAGCAGCCACUGGGUUCAACAGGCCCCGACAGCGCACGCAGCGACAAAUUCAUCAAGCCCAACCAAGCAAACAAAUGCAAUGUUUUCGCCUUUCUUCUGGCUGUUUGCUGCCCUUGCCUCGUUUUUUUCCAACCGGCUCAGUACAGGCUUUGGUAUUUGCUCUGUCAAUAUCCCAUGGCCAGCUGGCUUGAUCGUCGUGGAGGAUUCUGAGCCUGUAACUAUCUACCGGGGCCUGACAACAGCAACGUAUUUGCCACCGUUUCACUACACGUUCAGCAGCAGCAUUUCCAUUCUUUUAUUUGAUACGUAGAAUGAAUAAUAAAAUGCUGCUUCGAAUUUUCGUUGCGUGUCACCUCUCGAGCAAGGUACCGGU